AGGCUCGAGGCUCUCGCCAGCUGCGCUUGCAACGGUCGCGCAUAGCCUCCCAGCAAGCUGAGCGGUAGACCGAGCCCCUUGUGAAGGCAUGGCGAAGGCCGCCAGCCCUUCCGGCGCAAUGGUGGCUCCCAUGCCUGCCGUCGGCACCCGGAACAGCCCCAUGGCGCGGGGGGUCAGCGCCGCGUCGGCGGGGGCCGCCAGCCGUCAGACCUCGGUCGGGGCGGGGCACGUGGUGGUCGUCGGUGGCGGCUUGGCCGGCAUCGCGGCCGCGUGCGAGCUGCUCGAGUGCGGGUGUUCUGUGACGAUCUUGGAGAAGAUGCCCAACCUCGGUGGGAACUCCUCCAAAGCCACGUCUGGCAUCGCGGUGCCCGGGAGCAAGCUUCAGUCCGAGAAGUACGGCCUGCAGGACGACGGCGCGGACCUCGUGCGGCAGGGCGCGGGCUCCUGGCUGAGGGGGGCCCCAGCCGACGUGGAGUGGCUCCUGAGCAGCCUGGGGCUCCAGGACGAGCUGGUGCUGAGGCAGACGCCUGGACACAAGGUGAUGCGCACCAUCGGCACGAAGCACAACUUCCCUGGCAUGGUUAUCACCUACGCGGCCAUUAAUCAUUUGAAGCGCAUCGCAGAGACGCAUACAGCUAAAAUCAAGAUCAUCACGCGCGCGGAGGUGAAAGGGCUUACCAUUUCCGCUGGCCAGGUCUGCGGGGUGACCUACUACAGGACACGCGACGACGGCAGAAUCAUCAGCGAAAAUCUCGCAGGUCCAGUGAUCCUGGCCACGGGAGGCUUCUGCGGUGACAAGUCUGCGCAAGGAUUCUUGCAACAGUACAGGGGAGAUCUCAGACAACUGCCGACCACGAACGACGAGCGCAGCAGCGGCGACGGUAUCAGGUUGGCCCAGUCGAUGGGCGCGAAGAUGGAGCGCCUCCAGGACGUGGACCUCAUUCCGACGGCGUUGGUGGACCCAAGCGACAGAAACAGCUCUUUGAAGUUAAUCGCCUCGGACUCCAUUCUGGGCGAAGGCGGUGCCAUCUUGGACGCAGCAGGCGGACGCCCCUGCAACGAGAAGGGCCCCAAGAAGGACGUGGCAGACAAGAUGGCGAGAGCCCGAGGCCCAUUCCGACUGGUGAUCGGCACUGACAAGGCCGCACCACUGGAGUGGAUGAUGGAGUUCUACCAGAAGAACAAGCUCAUGCGGAAGCUCGGGUCCGGGGGCUCGGGAGGCGUCUCGGCGCUCGCCAAGGAGAUGGGCGUCAAGCAGGCGGCGUUGCUGAAGUCGCUCAAAGACGUCGUCGAUCAGGACGGCGAGCUGUUCGUCGGCGAGGUGACGCCCGCUGUGUACUCCUGCGCGGGGGGUAUCUGCACCGACGCGACCACGUCCCAGGUAAAGGGCACCGCCGGCCCGAUCAAGGGCCUUUUCGCGGCUGGCGAGG
Prorocentrum cordatum is the source of this 1430-nucleotide messenger RNA. The record is from the annotation of a GenBank genome assembly. Lineage: Eukaryota; Dinophyceae; Prorocentrales; Prorocentraceae.